Molecule: messenger RNA, 2226 nt
Organism: Hyalella azteca
Lineage: Eukaryota; Metazoa; Arthropoda; Malacostraca; Amphipoda; Hyalellidae
Product: pentraxin-related protein PTX3-like
Exons: 6
Coding region: 57-815 (252 amino acids)
Source: RefSeq, a predicted model, not a curated record
AUCUGAAAAUAAUGCCAUGAUAAUCAAUUUAUUUUUCAGAAGGAAAAGACGACAAUAUGAUGAUAGUAAAUUGUAGCUUGAUUUUACUGAUGGCAGUUCUGAUACAAGGACAGUUCCAGUCCUCCAUUCGACCUCGGCAGUGCGAUGGGGUCGUCUACAUGAAGAUGACCCCUCACCAGAGGAUGUACGUACAGUACGAACAGUUCGCAACGAAUGUUUCCCAGCUGGACGAGAUCUCAACUUGCUUCUGGAUGAUGGUUGACAAUCCUCUUAGGCCAGCUACCAUGCUCAACUAUGCCUUGGACGAAGAGGUCAACACCGACAACAUUACGUUGCAGUAUCGCGGCUCAGAGUCGCUUUGGACCCUGGACAUUAACGGUCAAAAUGUGUACAGAAGUAAAGCCCGUCGUCUCCAGGCUCGUAUGUGGUCACAUUUCUGCCACUCCUGGAGUGGAGAAACGGGCGAGUGGUCGGUAUGGCAGAGUGGUCAGCUCGUCGAGUCUGGAAUCAACAAGGCAAGCCGCGGUUGGAAGAUACCUGCAGGCGGCGUGCUGGUAACAGGCCAGCACCAAAAUACCAUCGUGAACAACAGGGGCAUGGACAACGGCGAAGGCUUGGAGGGCAGUCUUACUCUCAUGAGCGUCUCAGACGAACAUCUCUCCACUGACCCCAAAUCAAGACGGUACGUGGAUCAAGUUUCAAAAGAUUGCUCGCCGCGCGCUCGUGGAGAGAUCGCCGACUGGCUGAACACUCCCAGGCUGGGGUACGGCGGAGUGAGGUCCUCUCGCGCACAGCCAGUCUGUGGCAACUUCUGAGUCGCUUAUGACGCAUAUACCUUGCCGUGACGCUUUUAAAUCAAUAACGGAAACUUUUGAGCUCAUAAUGAAAAGCGUCUUGAAAUUUUCAUUGAAUUUCUGAGAAUAUGUACUCCACAGUAGUAAAACAAGCGUACGUCAGAUAGGAAGUUUGGUAAGUCAAUUCCAUUAAUGGUCGUGAGAUGUUCUCAAAAAGAGAAAUGAAUUACAACUACAUUGCAUUUUGUCCUUACCAAAUUGUGUUCGGACCGGUGUUGCUGAACUGAUAAUCAAGAUGGUCUCAAAAAACGUUAAAAUUAAAUUGUAUUUACAUUUUAUUUGCUACUGAAUUCUGUAAUAGUUUUAAUUAGUGCGAAGUUUACACAUUAAGACGCAUGUGCUAAGCUAAGAUUGAGUUUUUCACUCAGAUUCAUUUUGUUUUGCAGUGCAAUUUUAGCGUCUCAAUUUAGGAUUUAGCCAAAUACAAUUUUUCGUCAUACCAUAAAACUUUUCAACAGCAUUUUUGAAGCAUGGAGUGCACUUUUAAAGCGCCUGUAUGAUCGUGUUAUUUUGGGUAUGGAGUAAAUACCAUCCUUUUUCAAAUCACCGAGCACAAAAUUUGCACACAGGACGAAACAGUAAAAAAAACUUUCAAUACAAAAACAAAUUGAAGACAAAUAAAAAGUCGAGUUAUAGGCAAUAGCUCGCAAUUUAAAAGAAUCCAUACUCAAAAAAGUAUUAAAAAAAUGAAAUUUUGGAGAAACUUGAAGAAAGUAAACACAAAAUCUGAAAUACCAUCUCUGAAUCCAACAGGACUCAAGUUAUAAUAGGAAAACUAUAGCAAAACGAUUGUUGAAUCUUCAGAAACUGGGGCCUCUGACCUAUUUGUAAUGCUAAUUUACGAUAGGAAAUGAAAACUCAACAGCCAACAAUAUUAUUGCUAAAACACAUUAAAUGCACUCCACAUGACUGGUAUGAAUAUAGAAAUAUAUCAAUAUACACACGCUAAUAAGAAACUCUAUAUGUAUCAAGAAAAGAGUUUUUUAGACUCCAAUAACAAAUACAAACACAGCUUUUUGAGUAAAUAUUCACACAUGCGAACAAUCUAAGAAUAAUAGAAUCUAGAUGGCUAAUCCUUUCCUGCUUUUGUCAAUGCCUUCAAAAUUACUUUGAUGUUAAUACAUGUUAUAUCAAAGUUAACAUAUAUCGAUCAAAGAACAAGAAUUUUGUUAAUGCCAUUAAGUGGAAUGCUAUGAAAUAAUACAUUUUUGACAUGCAAGCGUAACGACCCAAGAUUGGCACUUGAAGUGAAGCUUCCAACGUGGAGUAGAAAACGGCUUAUACAAUAUAAAAAAAUUUUAAACAAAUAAAGAAUUUACUUAACCACAAUUUUUUGGUAUACAAAUUGUACUCAAUAAAAUUACUUGCCUCA